Girardinichthys multiradiatus is the source of this 1364-nucleotide messenger RNA. It is a transcript of the gene cmbl, whose product is annotated as carboxymethylenebutenolidase homolog (Pseudomonas). NCBI's taxonomy places the organism in Eukaryota, Metazoa, Chordata, Actinopteri, Cyprinodontiformes, Goodeidae. Gene Ontology annotation, molecular function: hydrolase activity. The record is from RefSeq and is a predicted model, not a curated record. The transcript is spliced from 8 exons. Bases 434 to 1171 code for a protein of 245 amino acids.
CCCAUGACAACGUGUAGGAGAAAAACGGUACAAGGUUUUGAAAAGCUGAAAAGCUGCAACCAGGUCUGCUGCAAGUCUUUUGGGACGUGUCUUGAGAUAUGAGCCUCUAGGGACGCGACAGGAAGCAGCGGGACGUCUACUUACACAAACAAAGCUCCACCACGUAAGCGUAGUAGGACCAGCAGACGACAAGGGCGAUAAAAAUCACAGGGAUCCAGGCUAAACCCCGUUGACAGCAUCUCAGUACGUGUGUGGGCGCCAUCUUUCUUCCUCUGCUAGGGGACCAGGGAGUGUUCGACGUGAAGACGUAGCCACGUCACUGCACGAGUGGCUUCAGCAACCUCCACCAGUAUCAAGAAGGAUUUACCGAAAUACUUCACCUGAUUAAGGGGUCAGUUCCUUCUGUCUAUGGAACAACGGACGCAGCAAAGUGAUGGCGAACGAGGCCAAACCAUGCCCCUGUGAUAUUGGUGAUCGGUCUGAUUAUGGAGGGCUGGGCCAAGAGGUCCAGAUUGAGCACAUCAAAGCAUACGUAGUAAAACCCUCCGGCGCAUCGGACAAGGCUGUGAUUGUGAUCCAAGAUAUCUUUGGAUGGGAGCUUCCCAACACCAGAUACAUGGCUGACAUGCUGGCUGCGAAUGGAUACAUUGCUGUUUGUCCAGACUUCUUUGUUGGGAAGGAACCCUGGAGUCCAACCAAAGACUGGUCCAAAUUUCAGGAGUGGCUUAAAGAUAAAAAACCAACAGAGAUUAACAAAGAGGUUGAUGCUGUGCUGAAGUACCUGAAGGAGCAGUGUGGGGCCAAUCGUAUCGGAACAGUGGGUUUUUGCUGGGGAGGAGUUGCAACACAUUACGUGGCCUUACUAUAUCCAGAAAUCAAAGCUGGAGUGUCUGUUUAUGGGAUAGUUCGUGAAAGGGAGGACAAGUAUGCGCUAAAGAGCCCAACACUCUUCAUCUUUGCAGAAAACGAUAAUGUCAUCCCUCUGGACCAGGUAAGCACCCUGGAAGCAAAUCUUAAGGAGAAAUGCACCGUAAACUUCCAGGUGAAAAUAUUUCCUGGACAGACUCAUGGCUUUGUACACCGGAGGAGAGAGGACAUUAACCCUGCAGACAAACCCCAAAUUGAGGAGGCCAGAAAGGACAUGCUCAACUGGCUCAAUAAGUACAUCUGAGCAGAUGUAGAAGAGACAAUAAAUCUAAGUUUGAUAAGUUGCACUUAAGUUGAAAUUGUUGCCUCAAAAUCCAUAAUCAGAACCAAAUCAAUAGUUGUGAUUGAUUAUUUUGGGGUGAUAUUAGAUUACAAUACAAAUGUGUUUUUUGAUGUCCUGAUAAUACUAAAGAAUUAAAAAUAUAUAUUUUAACCAA